UGAAGUUUCUACACUGAGCUCAGCUUUGAAAACAUCUCCAGACAGAAUGCAGGCUUGUGAAGUCGCUGCACUGAUAUUGCUGACUGUAGUGAGCUGCUCCAGACAGUAUGAAGAGCUGCCCCAGACUACACUCACCCUGGAGCCUCCAUUCCCAGAGAUAUUCAUCGGGGAGACAGUCACUCUGAGGUGUGGGGUUGAGGGGGGUUCUGCUGGCUGGAAAUAUCUCUGGUACAAAGACAGUGAGGACACUCCAGUGCUCCAGACUGCUGGCCGCAGUAUAACUGGUGACAGCUACACAAUCACUGCAGCUGCUGUAUCUGACCAGGGCCAGUACUGCUGUCGAGGACAAAGAGGAGAUCAACCACUCUACUCACAGCUCAGUGAUGAAGUGACAUUAACUGUGUCUGAGGGUCAUCCUCAAGCUGUCCUGACCCUGCAGCCUGCCUGGGCACAGAUAUUCACAGGAGAGACAGUCACCCUGAGCUGUGAGAUGGAGGGGGGCUCUGCUGACUGGGGGUUUAAACAGUACAGAGAUGGACGUGAAGAGGCAGGGUGCAGUGAUCAAUACAGGAGUAGAUAUGGGGACAGCUGCACAAUCAGUACCGCUCUAUAUUCUCACAGUGGAGUGUACUGGUGUGAGUCUGCAUCAGGACAGGAGCGCAGUAAUGCUGUCACCUUAGCUGUGUCCAAUCAAUGGAUGAUCCUGCAGACUCUCCCCCAGCCUGUGAUUGAGGGAGACACUCUGACUCUGAGGUGUCAUGUCCGCACAGGUUAUACAGCUACCAGGGUUGACUUUUAUAAGGAUAAUGAAGUGUUACAGUCCCAGGCUGGCACAGAGCUGAGUGUGGAUCGUGUUUCAAAGAGUGAUGAGGGGUCCUACAAGUGCAGAGCAUGGAGGAGGAUGAGAGGCUCCUGUUACUCUAGUGACUCUGCAGAGGUGCGGGUGUCAUUGAGAGAACGACCCCAGGCUUUCCUGACCCAGGAGCCUGCAUGGACACAGAUGUACGAAUCAGAGAGAGUCACACUGAGAUGUCAGGUUCAGGGGGGUUACACUGACUGGAGAUUCACAUGGUACAAAGCUGGGAAGAAUGGUCCAGUAACCCAGGAUUACUACAGCAGUAUAGAUGGUGACAGAUUCACAAUUAGCUCUGCUACUGGAGACCACAGUGGAGAAUAUACCUGUAAAGGUGAAAGGACAGGUAACCCAUCGUACUCUGAAACAAGCAAUGCUCUUACACUGAGAGUAUCAGAGCUGUUCAGCACACCCACUCUGACAGUGCUACCUAGUGCCUCAGUGUGGGAGGGAGAGGCUGUGACUCUGCAGUGUGGGGCUCACAUAAAUAAACAGGACACACAGCUGCAGUACCGCUAUAGCAAAGACAAUGGGACUGUGAGAGGAGCGGGAUCACAGGAUCAGCACUCAAUCCCAGCGGCAGGGCUGAGAGACACAGGGAGAUACCAGUGUGAGGUGGAGGCAGCAGGGACGGGGCUGAAGAAAAGGAGUGCUUCUGUGUCACUGACUGUGAGAGAGCUGCCCCAGACUACACUCACCCUGGAGCCUCCAUUCCCAGAGAUAUUCACCGGGGAGACAGUCACUCUGAGGUGUGGGGUUGAGGGGGGUUCUGCUGGCUGGAAAUAUCUCUGGUACAAAGACAGUGAGGACACUCCAGUGCUCCAGACUGCUGGCCGCAGUAUAACUGGUGACAGCUACACAAUCACUGCAGCUGCUCUAUCUGACCAGGGCCAGUACUGCUGUCGAGGACAAAGAGGAGAUCAGCCACUCUACUCACAGCUCAGUGAUAAAGUGACAUUAACUGUGUCUGCUGGCAAGCCAAAGCCUGCACUGACCCGGGAGCCUGCAGAAGAGAUAUCUGAAGGAGACACGGUCACCCUGAGCUGUGUGGUUGAGGGGGGCUCUGGAGGCUGGAGAUAUCUCUGGUACAAAGACAGGCAGGGAGCUCCAGUGUACCAGACUGACAGCAGCCGUGGAACUGGAGGCGGAUACACAAUCAGUGCUGCUGCUCUGCCCCACAGUGGAGAGUACUGGUGUCGAGCUGGACGGGGCAGGAACACGUCUUACUCACAAUACAGUGAAGGUGUGAAGAUACAAGUACCAGAGCUGUUCAGCACACCCACUCUGACAGUGCUAUUUGGUGCCUCAGUGUGGGAGGGAGAGGCUGUGACUCUGCAGUGUGGGGCUCACAUAAAUAAACAGGGCACACAACUGCAGUACCGCUAUAGCAAAGACAAUGGGACUGUGAGAGGAGCGGGAUCACAGGAUCAGCACUCAAUCCCAGCGGCAGGGCUGAGAGAUACAGGGAGAUACCAGUGUGAGGUGGAGGCAGCAGGGACGGGGCUGAAGAAAAGGAGUGCUUCUGUGUCACUGACUGUGAGAGCUCUGUUCUCCAGGGUGACUCUGACAGCAUCUCCAGGAGCCACAGUGAAGGAGGGAGAGGCUCUUAACCUGACCUGUGAGGCAGCAGUGAACAAAACCCCCCGCCCUGAACUCCACUACACCAUUGUGAGAGACGGGGAGCCUGUGACUAACAGCACUGACUCUGCACUGUACAGCAUAGCCAGCACUGAGAAGAGCCACACUGGGAGCUACACGUGUGCUGUGGAGUCACAGGGAGUGAAGAAGAGCAGCCAGGAGCUACACAUUGAAGUGCAAACGUCCUGGCACAGCGCUGUUGCUAUUGGCUACAGAGUGAGCUUCACUCUGAUUCAUUUCAUUGUGUUCACUCUGCUGCUCCUUCAAUACUGCAGGAUCAAAGGUUCCCUGUGUCUCGCUGGUGGUAAGUCAAGGAAAACCUCGGAUCAGGAUCAGGAGCAGUCAGCAGAGGGGAUUGAGCUCUCCAGCCGUGUGCAGCACACUGGAGUGGAACUGGAAUAGUGCUGCAUUACCAGAGACUGGGGUGGAACUGGAAUAGCGCUGCAUUACCAUAGACUGGAGUGGAACUGGAAUAGCGCUGCAUUACCAUAGACUGGAGUGGAACUGGAAUAGUGCUGCAUUACCAGAGACUGGAGUGGAACUGGAAUAGUGCUGCAUUACCAGAGACUGGAGUGGAACUGGAAUAGUGCUGCAUUACCAUAGACUGGAGUGGAACUGGAAUAGUGCUGCAUUACCAGAGACUGGAGUGGAACUGGAAUAUUUGAGCUUGUGUUUAGUACACACUAGCAGCUGAGCUGAUAAUCGUAUUGAUGUUAUUUUGUGAAAACAAUAAAGUGUUAAUACUGUAUUACAAAAAAUGACUCAAAGUGU
This is a messenger RNA of Acipenser ruthenus (sterlet), 3262 nucleotides long. Its product is annotated as Fc receptor-like protein 5. Gene Ontology annotation, molecular function: transmembrane signaling receptor activity. The coding region runs from base 47 to 2893 and encodes 948 amino acids. Gene Ontology annotation, biological process: cell surface receptor signaling pathway. The transcript has 14 exons. The record is from RefSeq and is a predicted model, not a curated record. Lineage: Eukaryota; Metazoa; Chordata; Actinopteri; Acipenseriformes; Acipenseridae.